AUGGGAAAUACGGAGAGCAACGUAGCCAGUGGAGUGAAGAAACAGACGGAUACUUCGUCCAUCUUGUUUUACAAAUUAGUCGACUUGAAAGGAGGAGGUUUAUUGGUAGAUAUGAUGAAAAGAGCAACGCAAACUAAACAAUACGCGGAACUGGACCAUGCACUAAGAACAAAGGUAGAACCGUAUUUGUACAACAAGGGUAAAGGUAAAUGGAUUCCAAUCGAAAAAUUGGUUUUGUUACGGAACAAGGAUCGUCCAAAGCACAAAAUGCUUCCACCGUUGAGAGCGAUGGAGAAUCCAGCUGAUUACGACAUAGAAAAAGAUAUGAACGAGGAAACGGAAUUCGAUGAAACGGAAAUAGAUAAGAGCAAGAACAGAUUAGUCUGUUGGAGUUUAAGCGAAAGGGGAGCCGUCGGGGAAACAAUUCUACACUUGUGUAUGUUACACGCUACUGCUAUUCACAUUGACCUAGCUAAGCGUUUGUUACGUUUUUAUCCCAAGCUUAUAAACGAUGUGUACAUCAGCGACGAGUAUUAUGGUGAGAGCGCGUUACACAUCGCGAUAGUGAACGAAGAUCCGGCUAUGGUAAAGUUCCUUUUGGACAGCGGUGCGGAUGUACACGAAAGAUGUGUGGGAAACUUUAUGUGCCCGGAGGAUCAAAAAGCAUCGAGAUCGGAUAGCGUGGAACACGAAUGGGUUUGCGUAAUUCCGGAAACGAAUUACAACGGAUAUGUUUACUGGGGCGAGUAUCCUUUAAGCUUCGCCGCGUGUUUGGGUCAGGAAGAGUGUUACAGAUUGAUACUCGCCAGGGGAGCUGAUCCUGACAAACAAGAUACGAAUGGGAACACUGUCCUACACAUGUUGGUUAUCUAUGAAAAAUUGGCUACAUUCGAUAUGGCGUACGAAGUGGGUGCGUCGUUGGCGAUCAGAAAUGCUCAACAUUUAACUCCUUUAACGUUAUCGGCGAAAUUAGCAAGGAUCGAUAUGUUUUUUCAUAUUUUGAAUAUCGAGAGAGAGAUAUAUUGGCAGAUCGGUAGUAUUACAUGCGCGGCUUAUCCUCUCUCGCAAGUCGAUACCAUCGACGUUACCACGGGAAGCAUCAGUCAUAAUUCAGCUUUGAAUCUAGUCGUGUUCGGCGAAAAGGACGAGCACUUGGAAUUAAUGGACGGUAUUCUGGUAGACCUGCUGAAUGCAAAAUGGAACGCAUUCGUCAAAUCUCGGUUCUACCGUCAAUUUUUUCUCUUUUGCUUUUACUUCGUCCUAUCAUUGAUCAGCUUUACCCUUCGGCCCGGCCCAGCGGCGACAUCGACCGCCUUCCCUGUCACAUCUCCCACCGAAUUGCCAACAACAUCUCCAAAGCCAGAUCAUAUUCUCCCAAACAUUAGCAGUAAAAUUAUUUCCCUUCUCUUUGAUAAAAUUCUUAAUAUCACCGCUUUCGCGUCGAACGUAAAGUUCCCUUGGAAUGUAACAGCGGCGCGUUUUGAUAAGCUGAAGCUCGAUAUUCUCACCAACUUAACGUCUAUCUUGAACAACGUUUUCUCGACAGACCGUCGAUUUCGUAACGAGAUCGAACAUUUUAAUUACUCUUAUAGGCCCCCUGUCCGAACAAUCGAACAUUUCUAUCCUAAAAACGAUACUACACCGGUGGAUUAUCUGAAAAUUACUAUCAACGAAACUCUCCUUUCCAUAAAUUCCACGAUAUUGUUCGGUGACGCCGUGUUGCAUGCUGACAAUAACAAACCCGACUGGUGGAACAAUCUUAUAGAAGAGUGUAGACUAAUGCAACUAACCACAUUAUCAGCAAAGAUUCGAUUGACCGCUGAGAUACUGAUGGAAAUUGCUGCUGCCCUUUAUAUUCUUGCGGCAUUGCGGGAGGCUAGAUUUUUGGGUCUUAACAUGUUCAUCGAAAAUCUCAUGACUGCACCGUCGCGAGUAAUGUUCCUCUUCUCUUGUUGCAUAUUACUGUCUUUUCCAUUACUGAGACUGGCUUGUGCCGACCAAGUCGAGGAUAUGCUGGCAGUUGUCGUGAUGUUAACAACGGCACCAUAUUUCCUAUUUUUCUGCAGAGGUUUCAAAACGGUAGGUCCCUUCGUCGUGAUGAUUUACAGAAUGAUCAUGGGUGAUCUGCUUCGUUUUGUCUCCAUUUACUUGGUCUUCGUGAUGGGAUUUUCUCAAGCAUACUACAUUAUAUUUCUAUCCUUUGAUAAUCCGAAUACACCGGAAGGAGUAGAUGAUUCGGUGAGCAAUCCAAUGCCAUCGCCAAUAGAAAGUAUAAUGGCAAUGUUCCUUAUGAGUAUGACAAACUUCGGCGAUUACUAUGGCGCGUUUGAGAGAACGCAACAUGAGAUCGAAUCCAAGUUUCUAUUUGUGGUAUACAUGGCUAUCGUUGCCAUACUGCUGGUAAACAUGUUAAUUGCUAUGAUGGGAAACACAUACCAGAAAAUCGCAGAAACAAGGAACGAGUGGCAAAGACAAUGGGCACGUAUAGUUUUAGUAGUGGAAAGAGGAGUAAGUCCAGAGGAAAGACUUAAAAAAUUAAUGGAUUAUUCGCAACCAAUGUCCGAUGGCCGAAGAGCAUUAGUACUUCGAUUGAAUCAAUCGGAGGAGGACAAAGAAGAAAUGAAGGAAAUUUUAGAGAUGAAAAGAACUCAUGAUAGGCUGUAUAAAAAGAGGCAAAGCAACGUAGCAAAGAAUAUCGUAACCUCGGGGGAUAAUGUUAUUUUAUAA
Eufriesea mexicana is the source of this 2727-nucleotide messenger RNA. It is a transcript of the gene nan, whose product is annotated as transient receptor potential cation channel subfamily V member nanchung. Gene Ontology annotation, biological process: calcium ion import across plasma membrane. Bases 1 to 2727 code for a protein of 908 amino acids. Gene Ontology annotation, molecular function: protein binding; calcium channel activity. Gene Ontology annotation, cellular component: plasma membrane. The record is from RefSeq and is a predicted model, not a curated record. The transcript is spliced from 14 exons. Lineage: Eukaryota; Metazoa; Arthropoda; Insecta; Hymenoptera; Apidae.